UGCGAGUACUCGCCAAGUUAUUGCGGCUUUCUGUUUCCUCAAUAAACGUGGAUAUAAUGUUUUCCUACGAGGCAGCUAUUUUUGGAGGCCUACUCUACUCGCUCGUCCUUACUGCCCAUACGAAUGCCUUUGACGUCACUGAUAAGAGGGUGGAGCACAUAACUCUCACCGAUAAGGACAUUGUAUCGAAGGAACAAUUGGACUUAAAAUUAAAAAACGGCAAAAGAGACUACAAAUUUAUUGGUGAUUUGGAAAUUGGCGAUCGCCAUGCAGAUGAAACAGUUUUCCGACGAUCGGUUGAAAUAUCCAAUCCCACCGACGAAGUCUACAAUACUGCAAUAACGCUGAAUGUCGAAAGAGGAACAAUUCACUAUUUGAGCGUAUCGAAUGAAAGGAACAGCUAUGCCGUAGCAUGCGAUGAGCCCUACAGUCUGGGAACAUCAAGAACCAGCUUCAAUGUUCGAGUUCCACCAAACACUCAAUCGCAACUUUGGCUUCUCGUAGCUGCGCAUUGAUCAUUUGAUUAUUGUGAUGUGUACGCACGUGCAAUAUCAACGAUAUAACGCGACAUUAAAUAACAAUAAUGUAAAGACAAUUAUUUUCUCUAAAUUAAUUGAGUUAUCAGGCACCAUGCACAAAUAUAAAUUAUUAGAGAAUAAAUAGUAAUACAAUUAAGAUUCAUAAUAUGCCCUUUUAGUCUUAUUAAU
Molecule: messenger RNA, 707 nt
Organism: Ceratosolen solmsi marchali
Lineage: Eukaryota; Metazoa; Arthropoda; Insecta; Hymenoptera; Agaonidae
Exons: 3
Coding region: 57-515 (152 amino acids)
Source: RefSeq, a predicted model, not a curated record